AGGUUAUCAAUGUCAACAUCUUUGUGUUGGUUAUGGCUAAAAAUGGAAGAAAUGGUUCCGUAUUGUUUUUCGCAAUUUUAUUUUUUUUCAGUGUGAGAGUGAAGAUCAGUCCCACUGCUAGUGCUCCGAGACGUAUUAAUUGAUUUGAUUUGUGAUUUGAGAACUUGUUUCUUUGUGUUGAGAAAUUCCAGAUUUUCAACAAUGGACGACUUUGACUUCGGCGUAGUAGACGCGGAUGCGGUGCGGUUGUUCAGCCAGAAGCCGUCGGCCAGCAGCUUGAAAUCAGCGAAACCACAGGAACGGAAGCCCGUGAAAGCAAACGCACCCAAGCAGUCCAUCACAGCGGUUCGUUCCACUAGACACGGAGCUACUCCGAAGCCUGUCACGUCCGGUACAUUUGUUGGCAAAGUCCUCGGAAAAAAUGCAUCUACCCCCACUCCCGGCGCUCCGCAACAAAAAAUCAAAAGCAUGGCGAGCGACACCGAGCGGUCUGAACACACUACGCGGAACCUGUCUCGCAAGAAAGCGAAGAGAUCGGGACACGCAGACGAAAGGAAGAUGAAAAGCGGCAGCGGGAUGAAGGCGGAAAUAACCGGCCCUACUGCUGGGGAAGCAAGCGAGCAAGAUGAUAUGGUAAAGUGGAUGAUGGGCUUUGACAAAGCUUUCACGCAGCGCACGGGCGAGACCGUGACAGGCGGUGGCACUGCAUUACCGGGGGAAGAUCUUGAGAUCGUAAAGGCAUCUCAGCCAGCUGACGCCAUUGGUCGUACAGGACACGAGGAGUGCGCGCCGGAGGAUUUUUGCACGCGUGACGUUAAAAACAAAGGAGGAAUAACCUCCUCCGCGCCAAAAAAAGCUACUGCGAAGAAAAAGGUGAAGAAGCUGAAAGCUAGCGCCUUCCCAAAAACUGCCACUCGUAGUACCGAAAAAGAUUUCAGUUCCAGCAGCACGACCACCGCGGCGAAAAACGAAGAAGACCCGAUGAGUGCAGCUUCACCUCUCUCGACGCCGAGAAGUACUGCUGCAGAAGAAGAUCCGGUCAUGUCUACUGACAGGGAGUCCCAGAACUUCGAAUCUCUCUCUUUUGCACAGCAGAUGGACCGGAUCCUCGCCGGCGGGCUGCAACCGGCGAAGCGCGCGAAGGUAAAGAAGGUGAAGAAGAAAACCGCGGACGACCGCCCGGCUCUCGACCCGGAGGAAGAGAAGCAGCAGCAGAGAGAGCGGGAACGGAAGGUCCUGGAACAAAGUGAGGCCGCGGCGGGGGCGGACCGCGUCGCCAUUGUCCCGGUGGCGGCGAACCGAGAGUUUUUUGCUGAGCACGGUUUUGGCGUCGUCGAAGGGUUGGACCAGCGGCUCGUGAAGCAGCUGAACUUUCUCGAUUUCAACAAAAUGACUUCCAUCCAGGCAGAGGCGGUGCCCCAGAGCGUGGGCAAUCCCGGCUACGACAUGCUCCUCAAGGCCCCGACGGGGUCCGGCAAAACCCUAGCCUUUCUGGUGCCCGCACUGAACCGGAUCUUGGCGAGCGUGGGCAACAAGGUUCCCGCCCUGACCCGGGAGGAGGGGGUGUUGGCCGUGGUGCUGUCUCCAACCAAGGAGCUCUGCAUGCAGUCGCUCGCUGUGUGCGAGAAGCUGACCCGGAUGCUGCCGUGGCUGGUGUGCGGCAGUCUUGCGGGCGGCGAAAACCCGAAAUCGGAAAAGGCGCGCAUCCGAAAGGGGAUGCACGUCCUGUUCGCGACCCCGGGGCGACUGAACUACCACUUGGAGUUCACCAACAGUUGGAAGGCGUCCAAAAACUUUCAGUGCUUCGUCCUGGAUGAGGCGGAUCGAUUACUGGACAUGGGCUUCGAGAAGCAGAUCAAGGCGAUAUACAAGGCGGUCGUCGGCUUGGACAUGAAAAAGCAGCUUGUGGAGCAGGAGAAAACAGCACCUCCGAUGUUGAACGUGGUGGCGAGCCGCGACAAGGACGCGAACGAGAAAACCGCUGGUGCAGCCGCGCAGACUAUGCUUGUAUCUGCGACCUUGACUCCCGGCGUGCAGCGGCUCGCGGAGUGGUGCCUGCACCCGCAGAAGAGACUGGUUGUGGGAUUUCAACAGAAAGGAGGACAUACGUCGGUGGAUUUGGGUGCUGACCACAUGCUGGACCAGGAUACUGUGUCCUGGUCGCUGCCGGCGAACCUGACACAGCAUGCCCUGAUCACGCCGACGAAGACGCGGCUCGCGUGCCUGCUGUCACUCCUGCUGCAGCACGCGGGGAAGGUGAUCGUCUUUUUUUCCAGCUGCGCCAGUGUGGAUUUCCACUACGACCUUUUUCUCGGCCUCAAGUGGCCGGAGGCCCACAAAAAGAAGGACGCGCAGGAGACCAAGAUGUUCAAAGGCGGGUUCGUCGGACUGAAACGCAACGCCGACGACGACAGUGAAGACGAGGACGUAAGCGAGGCGGAGGCGGAAGCGCAGAAAAAUGGCAGCGCGAAGCCUGCUCGAAAGAGGCAGAGGGGGGAUGCGAAUGCCAAUGCCAAUGCCUCGGGCACGACUUCUUCUAGGGGGGUCGCAAAGAAUGCCAAAAUGCUAACCGGAUUCAUUGGGCGCGAAGGGGAGGACCUGCAAACUCUAGCGGCCGAGCAAAACAUGAAAGCGACAGAAACAAGUGGAGAGAACAAGCAAGGCGGACUUUUUGGAAGUAGGUCAAAAACAACGAAAGCCACACCGGUUUUUCAAAAUGUCGGAUUGUACAAGCUGCACGGGAAUUUGAGUGCCGAGGAGCGGGCGGGAUUCUUGCGGGACUUUGCGGCAGAAGAUCGGGCGGUGUUACUUGCGAGCGAUGUGGUGGCCCGCGGGGUCGACCUCCCCCGCAUCGAGUAUAUCGUCCAGUAUGAUCCGCCACAACAUUUGGAAGAGUACCUUCAUCGCAUCGGGCGCACGGCCCGUUGUGGCCAGAGCGGAAACUCCGUGCUCUUUUUGCAGCCCAACGAAGAGGUCUUCUUGGAGAUGCUGCAGAAAAAGAUCGAUCCAGCAUCAGGAAAUAGAGGUGGUGGUGCGGGAGACGGGACAUCGAGCAAGGAGGACAACUACACCCAGUGCAGUGAGACCAUCGGCAAAGUUUGGAAACCUGCGUCGAGGAGACCGCAAGAACAGGGGAGCGACGAGACCGCCAUGCAGGGUCAAAAAGUCGUGCAGCGGAUGUCGUGCGAACGCCUGAAGUUUGCGCUUCGGCGGUUCGCGCCGGCGCACUUCGAGGGGCUGCGGGACUUGGCGGAGUUUCUACAGAGCCAAAUGGUGCAGCAAGUGGUUUCCAAGUCCGACCAGCUGAGUCACCUGGCUCGGCGGGCCUUCUUGUCCUGGAUGAAAGCCUACUCGACCUUUCCGCGCGCAUUGAAGCCGGUUUUCAACGUCAAAGCACUGCACCCAGGGCACGUAGCGUCCAGCUUCGGAUUGUCGGAAACGCCACGAGAGAUCUCCUCGCACUACCGUCGGGAUUCCACAGCAUUUGCAACAAGCGAAAGUUCGGGAGGAGGUGAUCGCACGUCGAAGGGAAAAAAAUACGACGCCCGGCGCACAGGGAAUGGCAAGGGUAAAGGGAAGGGGAAGAAAGGAGACCAAAGCAAGCCAUCCCUGGCACAACGACUCGCAGGAACCAAGAAGCAGCGACAUGGAGAUGCUCUGCGCGAGGAGCGAAAUCAAAAGCUCUUCGUCCGCAAGGAAAAAGUAAAGUUCUUGCGCGGAACAGCGGCACCACAAGGCGUGGACGCAUUUUGUUAGAAGUCCGUGGUGCUGGUUGUAAACCAUAGUGAAUGGACUUCUGUGCUGACCAAAUGAACUUCUACUCGGGAUUAAUUAGUCGCGCUUACGAUGCUGUCGUGCACUUUCUUGAAUUUGUACGGAUAAUAAUUGCAGUAUCAAGAAUUGC
This is a messenger RNA of Amoebophrya sp. A120, 3904 nucleotides long. The record is from the annotation of a GenBank genome assembly. NCBI's taxonomy places the organism in Eukaryota, Dinophyceae, Syndiniales, Amoebophryaceae.